Homarus americanus (American lobster) is the source of this 1498-nucleotide messenger RNA. RefSeq names its product U-scoloptoxin(01)-Cw1a-like. The transcript has 4 exons. Bases 405 to 887 code for a protein of 160 amino acids. Lineage: Eukaryota; Metazoa; Arthropoda; Malacostraca; Decapoda; Nephropidae. Gene Ontology annotation, cellular component: extracellular region. Gene Ontology annotation, molecular function: chitin binding. The record is from RefSeq and is a predicted model, not a curated record.
CCAAACAUCACCUGGCUCUUCUCACUUGUAUCUCCGUUGCUCACACUCAACUCCUGUCAACGCCAAUCCUCAACGUCUGAGUGACUAAUCAUCCUUAUCAUCCAAUUCCUGACAACAUUUACUCAUUUCACUCUACUUGAUCCAUUGUUAGUCAUCAACCUCACUACUCGCUGCUUAACUCCCUGGCUCUGUCUAUGUGACCUAUCGACCUCACCAGUCAGCUUCAGAAAAAAUAGCUUAAUUCCCACACGUUCCUGACAUCCACCACCUCACCACCCAUCCAGCUCCAAGCUACAUCUCUCAGUUCACCUGGUUGUCCGCUUGGCAUGAUCCUCACUAAUUAGUUCCUCACAUCAAUUCGCUUCAAGUCGCUCUCCUUCUUGUUGCCAGUCACUCAAAGUAUAAUGUUUGCCAAGAAUAUUAUUUUUGCAGUGUGUGUGGUGGGCACGUGUCUCGCCCUCCCGAGGACAAGGCGAGACUCAUCACCAGAAGAGUACGAGCUGCCGGGCAACGCUACAGCCAUUCUUGUCAACCCCCUGCAGACUGGCUUCACGUGUGGGCAGCGGAUAUACGGUUAUUAUGCCGACGUGGACAACGGAUGCCAAGUGUUUCACGUGUGUCAUCCCUUCGUUGACGUUGACCUACUCAUCAAGAUGCGGAUGUUCUCAUUCAUCUGUGGCCAGGGACUUGUCUUCGACCAGGAGAAGCUGGUGUGUGACUUCCCCGAGAACUCCGUGCCGUGUGAGGCCGCUGCUCAGUUCUACGACAUAAACAAUUACUUCGGCCGCGUUGACCUGAACUUUAGGGAGGGGGAGACACCAUUAGCCCCAACAUCCACAGAUUUCCAGGUUCAAACCUUCUCGGAGUUGAGUCAAAGUUUUCAGUAGAGAACUGCACCGAGAUGCCCUCUCGAGUGCCCUAAUAAGACUGGAAAACAAUAUUUUUAUUGCAAUAAAAGGCAAAACUUCAGAAGGAGAGAGCAGUUUUAUGGAGGUUUAGCUAAAAUUUAUCACUGAUCAUAACACCACUAUGGUCAAAGGUAUUUACUACAACUGAUCUAACAUCACUGUCUUCUACCCAAAAGUUACUGCAGUGCUAAUGACGUAAUCUUGAAUAUGUUGGAACAUUUUCUUGGUAUUUUUGAUAGCGAAGAAGUCCCCCAAGUAACUGAGAGAGAAAAGAUUGAACGAAAGCAUUGUACAAGUAAUUUGAAGAAAUAAUGAUCUUUAUAUAGAAAGAAAGUAAUGAUUCCCAGAGUGUAUUACAUUCAUUGAAACUCAUUUACACUUGAGUCAUGUCUGAGUUGGUUUGAGUCGCUGUGUUGACUUAUCGGGUUAGUUUAAGUAUAGUGGGCUGGUCCUACUUUAGUUACUGUUUUGUAUCUGAACUUGUUGUUUUAAGUUAGGAUGUGUCAACUUGUUUGUGAUCUUUUAUUGAAUUUGGCUUCUACAUGUUUAUGUUGUGAGGGGCAUCUUAGUAAAGAUACAGUAUUUGUUCA